This is a messenger RNA of Amyelois transitella, 672 nucleotides long. It is a transcript of the gene Snapin, whose product is annotated as SNAPIN protein homolog. Gene Ontology annotation, cellular component: BLOC-1 complex; synaptic vesicle; BORC complex. The record is from RefSeq and is a predicted model, not a curated record. Gene Ontology annotation, molecular function: SNARE binding. Gene Ontology annotation, biological process: lysosome localization; intracellular protein transport; synaptic vesicle exocytosis. Bases 212 to 664 code for a protein of 150 amino acids. NCBI's taxonomy places the organism in Eukaryota, Metazoa, Arthropoda, Insecta, Lepidoptera, Pyralidae. The transcript is spliced from 3 exons.
UUUCAGUUUCAUUCGCCAAAGCACGGAUUCUUAGAGGUCUUAGACAUUUUCUAAUGGGCACGAAUUUACCCAGCUACUAGGUUGGCUAUUCUCUCUGCAAGAAAAUAAAUUGGCAAAAGCAAGUGUCAAUCUGUGGUGUUAUUUGUUAUACCUCCUAAGUGACUACUAAUUAUUUACAUAAAAAAAAAUAUCGAAAUGGAAUAAACUUUGUAUGAAAACUAUGGAUGACACCGAAAGUACCACAACGUCCGCUGACGAAAACACUGGGAAUUUGUGUGAUAAUCCAACCAGGGAUACGCUUGCUGAAGGCCUUCUAGGUUUACUGAAGCCUACGGUUGAUCAACUAGACGACAGAGUCCGAGCCACUAGAAUUUCACAGUUAGAAUUGAAACAGCAGAUAGACUCAUUGAAUGAAGAGCUAUUGAAAGUGCGCGAGGCACUCAACCACCACCCCGACUUGGACCCAUAUGUGAAAAAGCUAAUAGCUUGCAAGCACAAAGUUACAGUAGUCCUUAAUGUCUUACAAGCCUCACAGGAUAGACUUAAUGAGAUUAGACGUUCUAUAAGCAAAGAACAGAGUGUUCGCAAAGCUGUGCUACCAGACGCACCUCAGGAGCCUGUGCAAAGCACCAGUGGUGUCUCAAAUCAAGGCAGCAUCAACUAACAUGGAGA